Molecule: messenger RNA, 549 nt
Organism: Sorex araneus (European shrew)
Lineage: Eukaryota; Metazoa; Chordata; Mammalia; Eulipotyphla; Soricidae
Product: disintegrin and metalloproteinase domain-containing protein 18
Exons: 6
Coding region: 1-549 (182 amino acids)
Biological process (GO): binding of sperm to zona pellucida; cell adhesion
Cellular component (GO): plasma membrane
Source: RefSeq, a predicted model, not a curated record
AUGUUCUUUCUCUUCGCACUGCUCGCCGAGCUCGGAAGGCUGUGUGCCUGCCUCGAUUCUGAAGAAAUAUUUCUGCAGAUAACAGUUCCACGGAAAAUAAAAUCAAAUGAGAGUGAAGAGUCAGAGAAACAAGUGAUUUAUAACAUAACAAUUGAUGAAAAACCAUAUACCUUGCAUCUCAUAAAAAACUCAUUCUUAUCCAAUAAUUUUUUGGUGUAUACGUAUAAUGAAACUGGAUAUUUGCAUUCUGAAUCAAGAUAUUUUAAGACACAUUGUCAAUACCAAGGCUAUAUUGCAGAUUUCCCAAAUUCAGUUGCAACACUCAACAUCUGUUCUGGACUCAGGGGACUCAUUCAAUUCGAAAAUAUCAGUUAUGGAAUUGAACCACUGGAAUCUUCAGCAAGAUUUGAGCAUAUAAUUUAUCAAGUGAAAAGUGACAAUGCAGAUAAUUCAAGAUUAGGAGGCAAUUACAGAAAUAUCUUAUAUAAAGAUCAAUCUUCUGAAGCUUUUUGGAGUUCUCAGGUAAUUGUGAUAAUUUUUAUACUGUGA